ACGUUGUCACGUCAAAAUAAAGAAUAGGCGUUGUAAGAGCUACAAAAAGACUACCCUAAAGUUCUCAUAACUUGUACUGGGGAUUUUCUUCAUUUUAUAUAGUCUGCAUACCCUGUGCAUACACUCCAUGCACGCCACUGUAUGCAAUAAGCUGGUAGAAGAUAUAAAAUAGAGAAAUUCUACUGAGGAUGAUGCUAUAAUCAACAGAAUUAACAACAUAAAGAAGCCGUGUACAUAACUAAUAUUGAAGCAUCAAAAACCACUCCACUUUAGAAUGGUUUCUCGAACAAACGGUUAGACUCUUCAUACCAUUUAGCAGUUGACAGUAAACUUUACCUCGAAAGUUCAAAGCGUUCAGCAUAAAAAGGGAAAGGUGAAAAAAAAAUUGUAAACAAGACACAAGGUCAAGUGGAAUUUGACCCUGAGAAUAAGCCUCCCCCGCACCCGCCUCCAGACCUUAAGAAGAGGUUCGUUGUGCACGCAGAAAAGGACACCUUCGACUUUGUAGCACACAGACAGAUCAAGAAACCUACAAAUACUCUAGAAUCUACUGGCCACCUCAUCAAAGGAUGUCUAGGAGGUGGUAUAAUGGGCAUACACGAAGCCUACAUGAAAAGUGGACUGUGGACGUCGCUGGUCUUCACAAUCAUCUUCGGAUUCUACAUCGCGUAUUGCGUACAUAUACUAGUAAAAUCAGCACAAACAUUGUACAGAAGGUUACACAUAACGGAACUGUCGUAUCCAGAUCUGGCAGAGGCUUCGUUGGAAGUGGGACCCUUCCCAAGUUUGAGGAAAUAUAGUCGAGGGUUCAGGUACGCCGUGGAUUUAGUAAUAUGCUUGGACCUAUUCGGCGCUUGCUGCGUGUACCAAAUAAUAAUCGCCAAGACGAUCAAAGAGGUGGUAGAAGACACACAUGAGGUUGGAGACUUGAAUAGGCUGCGGCUUUACGUGCUUACGCUGCUGGUGCCAGUGUUGCUGCUCUGCAUGAUAACCACGCUGAAGUACUUGGCGCCAUUCUCUUUAAUAGCUGAUGUAUUUAUUGUGACCUGCGUGAUAGCAACUGUAGUAUACGGCCUGCAAUCCGCACCAGCACUACACACGAUGCCUGCGUGGAAGGACGCUACCGGGUUCUUCGAGUUCUGCGGCAUAGUCAUCUUCAGUAUGGAGGGAAUCGGGGUGUCGUUGCCAAUAGAGAACAAUAUGAAAGACCCCACGCAGUUCCCCAAAGUUUUGAGUUAUGGUAUGAGUAUAGUAGUUUUAUUCCUAAUUCUGGUUGGAUUUUUCGGCUACUGGGGAUUUGGAGAGCAAUCAAUAUCGCCUGUAACACUGAACUUUCCUACAGCAAUAUUUCCAACAAUACUAAAAUGUUUGAUGGGCAUAAUGAUUUUCAUAACCUUUGCGCUGAACUUCUGGGCGCCGUUCAACCUAGUGUGGUAUUACAUGGCGAAGAAACACGACGCGAGCAAACAUUGGAUAUGGGAGCGUGUGUACAGAGCCGUCUUCGUGGUCAUUAUAACUGCGAUUGCUAUCGCUUUCCCUAAUAUCGGGAAUCUGAUGGGUUUGCUAGGAGCUUUCUGCCUGUCAAACAUGGGUUUUAUAUUCCCUGCGAUGAUAGAACUGCUGGUGAUCUGGGAGACUCCAGGCCUGGGCAAAUGGCGGUGGCGUUUGUGGAAGAAUAUCCUGGUGAUACUAGUGGGUAUAUUGCUGUUCAUAGCUGGUACUUACUCGAACGUCAAAGGGCUGAUAGUUAAUUUGUAAAUAAAUGUUAAAUAAUAGAUACUAUAGAAGUA
Messenger RNA from Pararge aegeria (speckled wood butterfly), 1790 nucleotides. RefSeq names its product proton-coupled amino acid transporter-like protein pathetic. Gene Ontology annotation, cellular component: vacuolar membrane. Gene Ontology annotation, biological process: amino acid transmembrane transport. Bases 589 to 1758 code for a protein of 389 amino acids. The transcript is spliced from 9 exons. Gene Ontology annotation, molecular function: amino acid transmembrane transporter activity. NCBI's taxonomy places the organism in Eukaryota, Metazoa, Arthropoda, Insecta, Lepidoptera, Nymphalidae. The record is from RefSeq and is a predicted model, not a curated record.